AUGACCAAGCGCACCAAGAAGGUCGGUAUCACCGGUAAAUAUGGUACCAGAUACGGUGCUUCCCUGCGUAAGCAGGUGAAGAAGAUGGAAAUCACCCAGCACGCCCGCUACGUCUGCACCUUCUGCGGAAAGAACACCGUCAAGCGCAAGGCCGUUGGAAUCUGGGAGUGCAAGGGAUGCAACAAGACCGUUGCCGGUGGCGCCUACACUGUCGCCACGCCCGCCGCUGCCGCCACCCGCUCGACCAUCCGCCGUCUCCGCGAGAUCGCUGAGGUUUAA
Molecule: messenger RNA, 279 nt
Organism: Penicillium riverlandense
Lineage: Eukaryota; Fungi; Ascomycota; Eurotiomycetes; Eurotiales; Aspergillaceae
Product: 60S ribosomal protein eL43
Exons: 4
Coding region: 1-279 (92 amino acids)
Biological process (GO): translation
Cellular component (GO): ribosome
Molecular function (GO): structural constituent of ribosome
Source: RefSeq, a predicted model, not a curated record